UAUAAAAUUAACUAUAAAAUUAUAAAAUUGAAUUUGUAAAUCUUUCGUUCACUAAAUGUUAUUCCACUUACCUAAUUAAUAGAAGGCUCCAUAUAUAUAAAGUCUACGUAGAAUAAGAGUACUGCUUUUCAAAAUACGAGGUGUAUUUGAAUAAUCAUUCGUAUUAGUAAAUCUCUUGAUUUCUUAAAACAAGAAAAAAUUCAAUCCCUUCAAAGAAAAUAUAUUUUAUGGUUAAACAAUAAGUGAAAGAGCUUGUUAGUUCUUUCUUUAUUUUUACUGUAUGGCUAGAGUGCCUAUUUCUUUAUAUGAUCUGUUAGAACGAGUACCGCGUUCUCCAUUAUAUUCUGAUUUAAGUAUGGUUAGUUUUUUCUUUUUUAAAAAAAAAAAUAUAAUUAAGUAAUGGUUGGUUCUUACCCGGUUUUUGUGAUUGAAAAAAAAAAUUAAUUAAAUAUUACUAGAGCAAUAGAAUAUUAAAUUUAAAAUUUAGUAAAUAAAAAAUAAAAUAAAAUGAUGCACGUGUGCAUCUUGUCCCGCUUUUUUGUUUAUUCAUUUUCUGUUUUUUACUGAUUGAGUGGAGCGAGGUACCCGCUUUUCCGCAUGAAUGUAACGGCAUUUCAGUCCCAACCACUCUUUCUCUCCUCUCUUCAACACAACAUAAUUCUGUUCCGGCGAGACUCUCUAUUUGGAUUGAUUUUAUUGAUCAUUCUGUUCUUGAUCUCGCAAGGAAAACAAAUUGGCAAUGUCAGUCUCCGAUUCUGAUUCAUCUUCCCAUGGCACAGAUUACAAAUUCUUUCUUCAAACCAGCCGCGACCGUUUAUUGCUUGAAAUGAUGGGAUCAACAAGAACCGGCGAUUCGAGGUCGACCUGGAAGGUACUCAUCAUGGAUAAGGUCACAGUAAAAGUCCUGUCUCAUUGUUGUAAAAUGUCGGAUAUCACAGACCAAGGAAUUUCAUUGGUGGAAGAGCUUUUCAAAAGGAGGGAACCUUUACCUUCUAUGGAUGUUAUAUAUUUCAUCCAGCCAUCAAAAGAAAAUGUUGUCAUGUUCUUGUCUGACAUGUCUGGAAGGGAGCCUUUAUACAAAACAGCAUAUGUUUUUUUCAGUUCAUCUGUCCCAAAGGAAUUGGUUAAUCAUAUCAAGUGUGAUUCAAGUGUGUUACCUCGCAUAGGUGCUUUGAGAGAGGUCAAGAUUUUCUAUUUUUUAUUCAUUUUGUUUGUAAUUUUCUUCUUCUUAUUUGCUAAUGUGCAGAUGAAUUUAGAAUACUUUCCGAUUGAUAGCCAGGCUUUUACAACUGACCACGAUGGAGCACUGCAAGAACUAUAUGGUGAAAAUGCUGAGAACUCUCGUAAAUUUGAUGCUUGCUUGAAUGUGAUGGCUAGUCGAAUUGCAACAGUUUUUGCUUCGUUGAAGGAAUUUCCCCGUGUGCGAUAUCGUGCCAAGACACCAGAUGCAUCUGAAGGAACGUUUCGGGAUACAAUACCGACAAAGCUCGCUACCGCUGUGUGGAACCUUGUUUCUAAAUAUAAAUCUAUUCCUAACUUUCCACAAACUGAGACUUGUGAACUGCUCAUCCUGGAUAGAUCUGUUGAUCAGAUUGCUCCUGUCAUACAUGAAUGGACGUAUGAUGCCAUGUGCCAUGAUUUACUGGAUAUGGAGGGAAAUAAAUAUGUUGUUGAGGUUCCCAGCAAAAUGGGUGGUGAACCUGAGAAAAAGGAGGUUCUUCUAGAAGAUAAUGAUCCAGUCUGGCUUGAACUUCGCCAUGCACACAUAGCAGAUGCUAGUGAACGUUUGCAUGACAAGAUGACCACCUUGUCAAAGAACAAAGCUGCACAAGUGCACUCUGCAAGAGAUGGAGGUGAAAUAUCAACCCGAGAUAUGCAGAAAAUUGUUCAGGCUUUACCAAAAUACAAGGAACAAAUUGAGAAGCUCACUCUUCAUGUUGAGAUAGCUGGAGAGAUUAAUGAAAUCAUCAGAGACAUGGGGCUUCGAGAACUUGGGCAAUUAGAGCAGGAUCUCGUUUUUGGAGAUGCAGGAGCUAAGGAAGUUAUCAACUUCAUAAGGAUGAAUCAGGAUGCAUCUCCUGACAUUAUGCUUCGUCUGUUGCUGAUUUAUGCAUGUGUAUAUCCUGAGAAAUUUGAGGGUGACAAAGGCACGAAACUAAUGCAGUUGGCGAAACUAUCUGAAAAAGAUCUGGAGGUCGUGAAAAAUAUGCAACUGCUUGCAGGAUCAUCAAUCAACAAAAAGACAACAAGCAGCAGUUUCUCGCUCAAGUUUGAUAACCAGAAGAUAAAACAUGCAGCCAGAAAGGAUAGAACUGGCGAGGAAGAAACAUGGCAACUAUUUCGAUUUUAUCCUGUGUUAGAGGAGCUCAUUGAAAAACUUAGCAAAGGUGAAUUGGCAAAGAAUGAGUACUCAUGUAUGAAUGAACCAAGUUCAGCUGUUCAAGAGACAACAACAAAAGCAUCUGCACGAUCAAGUAAUGCUCCAGUUGUUCCAGAGAAAAAAACAACUCCUCAUUCAAUGAGAUCAAGACGAACGGCAAACUGGGGAAAGUCCCAUCGUUCUGAUGAUGGACAUUCCGGUGAUGCGGUCUUGAAGAAUGCAGCACUAGAUUUGAGGAAAAUGGGACAACGUAUUUUUAUAUUCAUCAUAGGCGGGGCAACUCGAUCUGAGCUUCGAGCUUGCCACAAGCUUACAACCAAACUCAGAAGAGAAGUUGUUCUAGGUUGUACUAGUUUGGAUGAUCCGUCACAAUAUCUAAAGAAAUUGAAGAUGCUGUCCGAAAUACAAGCUCCACAGCAGGAUGGCUUCAGAUUCUAAGUUCUGCAUUAUUAGAACAUGGAAAGAGUACUUUUACCUAGUUACUAAAGGUUUUUGCGUAACAGUGAGCAUGAGGAUUCUUUUUCUUGCGACUCCCAAACUCGCUCAAUAGGAUGAUUGAACUCUCAUGCAUUAUAUAGAUAAGGAGGAGGAAGAUUAAAGAAGGUUGGUUUUGUUUGUCGAGAAUCACAGCCUGGCAGCAACCCCAGCAGGGAACCAGUUACAAUUUCCAUCCAGCAGUCAUGGGCUUGUCCUCAAUCUUCAGCCUGCCUAGAAUUCACGGAGGAUAUAGAAGAAGUAAUUUGUAUUCCAAAGUUCAUUUCAAUGGGCUUUAGGAUGCCCAUGGGAGUUUAAUCAGCCCAUCUUGUAGUACAAAUUGUAUCUAUUUUAAUAAUACGCGGUUUUCCGUUCAAGCCCAUAAGUACUGUUUCUCGACACAUUGGAUUAGCCAUAGGCCUCAUGCUAAAAUCCUCGAAUGCGUUACAUUGCAUCCUUGGAUAAUUCCUACUUUGUCUGUCAAAAUAACUACAAAUUUUAUUCAAUAUAUUAAUAUAUACCGUUAACGAUUACUCUUUGUCGUGGUUU
This is a messenger RNA of Manihot esculenta (cassava), 3403 nucleotides long. Its product is annotated as protein transport Sec1a. Gene Ontology annotation, molecular function: syntaxin binding. NCBI's taxonomy places the organism in Eukaryota, Viridiplantae, Streptophyta, Magnoliopsida, Malpighiales, Euphorbiaceae. Gene Ontology annotation, cellular component: secretory granule; plasma membrane. The transcript has 21 exons. Bases 740 to 2818 code for a protein of 692 amino acids. Gene Ontology annotation, biological process: intracellular protein transport; vesicle-mediated transport. The record is from RefSeq and is a predicted model, not a curated record.